This is a messenger RNA of Scleropages formosus (Asian bonytongue), 5364 nucleotides long. RefSeq names its product disks large-associated protein 1-like. The coding region runs from base 742 to 3726 and encodes 994 amino acids. The transcript has 12 exons. The record is from RefSeq and is a predicted model, not a curated record. Gene Ontology annotation, cellular component: glutamatergic synapse; postsynaptic specialization. NCBI's taxonomy places the organism in Eukaryota, Metazoa, Chordata, Actinopteri, Osteoglossiformes, Osteoglossidae. Gene Ontology annotation, biological process: signaling. Gene Ontology annotation, molecular function: molecular adaptor activity.
AUGAAUAUGAAUAUGACGGAGAAGUCAAGUGGCGUUUUGCGUCACAGAUGUGUGUGUGUGUGUGUGUUUGUGUUUGUCUGUGUGGACUGUGAGGUGGUACGAGUUGAAGACGGACUCGCUGGAAUUAGACGAGUCCCUGUGAUCAUGUCUGUGUAAGUGGACCCGUGUAAACGCGGUAAGGACGAUGUAAAAGCUGCAUGAUUCAGUCAUCCACCACCUCGACCUGGGACCAGGCUGCGCGUUUAUGGAUCCUAACCGGACCGGAGAAAGUUCGUCCGCAAUCGAAUCUGAUUGAUUUGAAUCUUAUCGAUUGCUCAUCGGCCGGACUCUCUCUCUGCUCGGUCGGCGGAGUUUAGUGGCGCAGGACGGAGACGCCGAGGCGAGGAGGGUCUGGGCUCCGGUCCGGAUCUCGGCGCUGCCGCGGCGGACGGGCACGUACGGCUCGGAUCGGAUCGGCUCGGCUCGGCUCGGUUCUGUGCGGACCGGUCCGGACCCGCUAAGCGCAUCGCGGUCAGCGGACCGUCUGGGGAUUAAUUCCGGCUUUUCGCUGCACGCUACUUCGCCGUUUCCACAAAGCGUCGCGGCGCACUCGAGACAAGGGAAGCAGCCGAGCGCGGCUCCGCUCGCCCCCCGCGGCCCGCAUGCGCCGAGCGCCACGCUGACGCGGCGUCCGGUGUAAGUGCCUGAGAGGACGUCCCUUGGCAGCAGUUCGAUGACUCUGACCGAUUGCCGGCGGCAACCAUGAAGGGCCUGUCUAGCAGCCGCAGUCACCCCCACAGCAUCGCCUGCGAGGCGUCUUACGAUAUGGUGUCGCGGCGCGCGGACCGGCCGUCGUGCCUGCUGAGCCCGGAUGACCCGCACCCGGCUGAUCACCCGUACUACUCCCAACGUAACUCCUUCCAGGGAGACUGCGUGGCGCCAUAUGGCGACCUGGCGUGCAGCACUUUCCCACGGCGCCAUUGUAGCUCACAUCACGAGCUGAAAUCUGAGUGCCAGGCUGUGGUGCCAUACACCGGUGGGACUGGCAAAUCCGCCCGUGUUGUCUCUCACAGCCUGCUGGACCAGUUGGAGCGGCGGCCGCCGGCAGCCCGCGAUGGUUACCACACGCUGCAGUACAAGCGCACGGCGACGGAGCAGCGUAGCGACAGCCCCGGGCGCAUUCGCCACCUGGUGCACUCGGUGCAGCGGCUGUUCACCAAGUCCCACUCCCUGGAGGGUCCCGCCAAGGGGAGCGUCAAUGGCAGCAAGGCCAGCCCCGACGAGGUACCUGCGUCUCGUCACGGGAAGCGUAGCAAAAGCCGCGACCGCUGUCGAGCGGCAGAGCCUCGGGCACGCGCCGCCAUCUCGGGCUACUGGAGCUCAGACGACAACCUGGACCGGGACGUGUGCCUCUACCGCAGCCCGUCGGGCGCCAUGACGGUAGGCCGCCGGCCGGACAAGUCCCAGUCGCAGUACUUCCUGGAGGCCUACAACACCAUCAGUGAGCACACUCUGAGGACGUCGCGCAGCAACAACGACGUCAAGUGCGCCACCUGCGCCGCGUCACCCACCAACCUGGACACGCAGCUGGUGAAGAAGAGCUCCUGGUCCUCCAUGCUCACGGUGAGCAGAGCGCGAGAAGUCUACCAGAAGUCCUCCGUCAACAUGGACAAGGCUCUGCUCAAGGCCGAGACGUGCAAGCAAGAGCGCUCGUGCCAGUUUCUCCAGGUGCCCCAGGACGAGUGGGGAAGCAUGCCGCCUCUGGGGCAGGGCGAGGAGAUCCCGUGCCGGCGAAUGCGCAGCGGCAGCUACAUCAAGGCCAUGGCGGACGAGGAGAGCGGCGACUCGGAGGGGAGUCCGAAGCCGUCGCCCAAGGCGCAGACACGCAGGGCGAGCUACCUGAGGGCCACGCAGCCCUCGCUCACCGAGAUGACCACGCUCAAGAUCUCCACGGAGCACUCGCCCAAGCUGCAGAUCCGCAGCCAUAGCUACCUGCGGGCGGUCAGCGAGGUCUCCAUCAACCGUAGCCUGGACAGCCUGGACCCCGCGGGGCUCCUCGCGUCCCCCAAGUUCCGCUCGCGCAACGAGAGCUACAUGAGGGCUAUGAGCACCAUCAGCCAGGUGAGCGAGGUGGAGGUCAACGGGCAGUUUGAGUCGGUGUGCGAGUCCGUGUUCAGCGAGCUGGAAUCACAGGCGGUGGACGCGCUCGACCUGCCGCUGCCCGGACACUUCCGCAUGCGCAGCCACAGCUACGUACGUGCCAUCGACCAGGGAUGCUCGCAGGAUGGGGAGGCAGCACCACGGCAGGCCGUCUCACCGCCCCGAACUGCCACCACCGUCAGGACCAUCCAGAGUAGCACAGUGUCAUCAUGCAUCACGACCUACAAGAAGACCCCGCCCCCCGUGCCCCCCCGCAGCACCACCACGAAGCCCUUCAUCUCGAUCACAGCGCAGAGCAGCACCGAGUCGGCCCAGGACGCCUACAUGGACGGCCCCGGGGGGCGGGGCGACAUCGCCAGCCAGUCGGGCCUCAGCAACUCCACGGAGAGCAUCGACAGCAUGAAGGCGCUGGCGGCGGCCAUUGAGGCGGCUAACGCGCAGGUGCACGGCCCCGCCAGCCAGCACGUCACCAGCAGCACGGUCACCAUCACGGCCACGGCCUCCGCCAUCACGCAGGUCGGCGAGGACGGCAAGAGGGACGCGCUGCGCAGGAGCAAGUGCCUGUCCAUCGGCAUUCAGGUGGACGGACCGGACGACGACCAGGGCCCGGAAGAACGCUGCCGCUUUCAGUCUGUGGGCAUCCAGGUGGAGGAGGAGCACUGCUACCGUAGGCUGAACCGGUCCAACAGCGUGACGACGGCCGUGCAGGCCAACCUGGACCGCCUGGUGGACGGACCGGUGGCGGGGCCCACCUCCUCGGGCCCCGUACCCCGCCAACGCUCCCGCGACGCCGGCACCUCCACCGUCAGCAUCCAGGGCUCGGGCAAUCACUACCACCCGUGCGCCGACGACGACUACGGCGCCUCGGACGGCAACGCCGGCGGCAACAACGACGACGAGGACGAGGACGACGACCCCGACGUGGGCUUCGACCCCUCCAUCCUGCCGCCGCCGGAUCCUUGGAUCGACGGCGAGGCCGAGGAGCCCGGGGGGGCGGUGCAGCCCUCCGUGUGCCAGCGGGACGGGCGCUGGUUCCUCAAGCUGCUGCGCGCCGAGAGGGAGCGCAUGGAGGGCUGGUGCCGGCAGAUGCAGCAGGACGAGAUGGAGAACGAGCUGCCCGACGAGAUCUUGGGGAAGAUCCGCAGUGCUGUAGGCAGCGCCCAGUUGUUGAUGUCGCAGAAGUUCCAGCAGUUCCGGGAGCUGUGUGAAGAGAACCUGAACCCGAACGCCCACCCGAGACCCAUCUCCCAGGACCUGGCCGGCUUCUGGGACAUGCUCCAGCUGUCCAUCGAGAACAUCAGCCUGAAGUUCGACGAGCUGCACCAGCUCAAGGCCAACAACUGGAAACCGCUGGAGAUCCCGGAGAGGAAGGCGAGGAGGGCGCCCCCUCCCGUGCCCCGGAAACCCCUGAAGGGCCCCCCUCCCCUGGCGCGCGACCGCUCCCUGGAGAGCACAGAGAGGCAGCGCCUCGAGGCUCGCAAACGCCUGAUGGCGGCCAAGCGGGCAGCGUCCGCCCGGCAGAGCUCGGCCACCGACAGCCCCGACAGCAUCGAGAUCUACAUCCCGGAGGCGCAGACGCGGCUGUGAGCGGCGCGUGCCAAACACACGCGCGCUCGUACACGUACACGUAGACACACACACACUCACGUAAGCACGGUGCGAAAAAACGUGAUGGCCGUGUCCUUCCUCUCGAGCCUGGAGAGGCGGGUAAAGAAGAAAAAGCCCGUUAUGUUGUCAUCGUUUUCCGUUAGGGGGUAAAAAUCUCGAGACCCACUAGGUGUGAACGUACCAGCCAGCAGCCCACCCCCUGCAUCCGUCCUGAGACUCACAUGUGAUCACAGACACUGGGAAGAUUGGUCGUUUUCUGAGUUCACUUGUUGCUCGGCUUUAGGGACGCAACUGGGACCUGAAGUCCGUUCAUAACUCAGUUUGUUCGUAAAUCCAACCGCUAGUUACGCUCAUUCGUUUAGCCAACACUUUUCUGCCCGUUUAUGCAACUAGACGUGGGAUUUGAACCUGGGACCGUUGGUUCCACAGGCAGCAGUUCUGGGCUACCUGCUGGCCCUAUUAGUGUAACAGUGAAGGAACAUGAACAGCUGUCAGAGGAAGAGCAUGGCUUCCCGUUCAUGGCUCUUUUCUUUUUGGCUCGGAUAUUGACCGCUGUAAGAGUUCAUUUGGGACAGUCGGUGUGGCUCCACCUUCUUAAGCACAUUUUUAUUUGGCCACUCCCUGUUAAGGACAUUUUCAUUUGGCUCUGCCCUCUUAAGCACAUUUUUAUUUGGCUCCGCCCUCUUAAGGACAUUUUCAUUUGGCUCCGCCCUCUUAAGCAUAUUUUUAUUUAGCUCCGCCCUCUUAAGGACAUUUUCAUUUGGCUCCACCCUCUUAAGCACAUUUUUAUUUAGCUCCACCCUCUUAAGUACAUUUUCAUUUGACUCCGCCCUCUUAAGGACAUUUUCAUUUGGCUCCACCCUCUUAAACAUAUUUUUAUUUAGCUCCGCCCUCUUAAGGACAUUUUCAUUUCCCUCCCAAAAAUAAGACAUCACUAAAUAGUCUCUACUUUCCAUGUGUGACACUAAAGACUUUCAUGAUGUUUACUAUCAUGGGCCGUUUGGUGUCUCACACCUUUCUCCCAAUUCCAGUGUUAGUUUCAAACACUAACCUACUAUGAUUUAUACAGCAUUUGGAGAGCAGGGUAAUUUUUACCGUGUCACUUCAUGUUCAGCCAGCUUGCAGUUGCGAAGCCUCUUGGUGGUACUGCGGAACCAUGUGAUAUUACAGUGACAAGGGCAGGUGUGCGGUCAAGCACUCGUGUGUCUCGUCCAUCGAAGAGAAAGCGGACGGGCGGGAACGGGUUCGAGAAGGCUGCAGGCGCUAGGUGGUGAAAAGCUAAAGCAGGGAAAUGAAAAUCCCCUGCGAUGGCUCCCAUCCAGUGAGGCGCACUGCUUUAAUUAUGAACUUUGCAUCAAAGCGUCCUUGCGGCAGGAAGUUGGACCACUGGGUUCUGCCAUACCCUCGCUGUGGAUGGGCCAGGCCGCGGACGCGAUCAUGUGACCCGCUCUGCCCAAUCGCGGGGCUGCUGGGCUGGCAAAGUACUAACUAUCGGAGCGGACGGUCGAGGCGCUUGGCGUGGCGAGAUCAGAGUCUCCCAGGAAACAGAAGCUGUGACUGUGUGUGUUUACUCGCUCUUAUGAAAGAAUCGUGUGUGUGUGUGUGUGUGUGUGUGUG